CGCGUCAACGGAGCGCAGGAGCAAUUAAAGGUAAAGGGGAAUUAUUACAAACAUGAAAUGUCAAUAUUUCAGAUGAAGACUCCCCCAGACAGAGCGGGCAUCACAUUUGCAGUUGGAGCUCAGCUGGAGGCCCGCGACAAGCACAACAAAUGGUACUCUGGGAGGAUACAACAGCUUGAUCCAGAGAACCAGCAAGUCCUUGUCCAGUACCGACGGUGGUCCAAGCGGUACCAGGAAUGGUUCCACUGGGACUCCCCCCACAUCAGAGGACUAGACCGGGUCAGUCUGAGGAAACAAGGGCUGGACAGGACCAGCCAGAAACCGUUGUACAGUGCUGGCUCUAAAGUGAUGGCAUGCUGGACUGAUUGUAAAUUCUACCCAGCCAAAAUCUUGAGAGUGAACAAGGAUGAUUCCUACACUGUAAGGUUCUUUGAUGGAGUUGUACGUACUGUGAGACCCACCAAGAUCAAACCCUAUGAUGAGAAAUGGAAACUGGAAAAUUCAAGUGAAGAAUGGGACAGUGACUCAGAGGUAGAGAAGAACGAAGAGAAGAAACUCGGAGAGAAGGAAGCAAAUGAAGACAUAGGAGAAAAGGAAGCAAAGGAGUCCAGUGGAGAGGACACAGGAGACAAAGCAAAGGAGGACAUAGGAGACAGGGACGAAAAACUUGAUCCAGAAAAAAACACAGUGAAUGUGGAAAAUAAUCAAGAAAAUGUAACUAAAUUCAAUGAGAAAAGAAAAGAAGGGCCUGAGGAUGAGACAAAGGAGCCUGAUGUUGAUGACAAAGGGGUAGAAAAUAAGGAGGGUGAGGCCAAGGAGGCACGGGCUAAGGAUAUAGGUGAGAGGCAGAGAAAGAGGAGAGCAGAGCUUCUAACCAAAGCUCGAGCCAAAAGAAAACGCAUUCGUGAGCAAAACUCUACCCAAGGGUCAACCCCCACUGACCAGGAUCAGCCAAUCACAGGAGAUCACACUGUACUAGGUUCCACUCCUAUCGACAGAGAAGUUCUGCUUGAGAGACAGGCCCACCUCCCGACUACCCACAAGUUUAGCCGAGAACCACUCUACAGAGUGAUAAAGCGGCAGCCUCCUCCCAUUCUUUCUAUUGAAUUGGAUCAUAAUGAGUUCAAAUGCCCCGCUCCAAACUGUACGAAGUCUUUCAGGAAGAGCUCUCUGCUGCACUGCCACCUAAAGUAUUACCACAGUACCACUGUUCAGAGUACUACAGUAACUACAGGGAGAGAGAGAAGAAAGCGGUUGUCGUCUGAGGGUAUCUCUGAUGCAUCCGAGUCUAAACUAGAUCUUGGCACCUGUCGCCAUGGAGAUGAGGAGACGGGCUCAGUGGAGACAGGCCAAAAGACAGACUCUGGCAGAACCACAAGAAGGGAGCGCAUUAGAGACAGGAAACACUUUCUCCGGGUCAAACUCAAAAAAAAGAAAAAGAAGAAAAAGAAGAAAAAGAGGAGGAGUCAUGCAGUGUUCUGCAGCAGUGAGGACGAACAUCUGGACCAUCCUUCAGUCCCCAACAACCUGGAUUUACCCAGACCUGGUGCAGAGGAGGGCAGCGAUUGGUCCACUCUAACGGCUGAGAGUGGAGAGGACACGUCCACCUGGCCUGUUUCCGCAGAGAUUGAUGUUGUCAGGUGUGUUUGUGAGGUCAAUGAGGAGAGCGACUUCAUGAUCCAGUGCUCUCAGUGUCAGUGUUGGCAGCACGGGACAUGCCUGGGCCUCCUGGAGCAUCAUCUUCCUCAGAGCUACACCUGUUUCACCUGCCGGGGCUCAGAGCAGACUCCUGUCAGGUCAAGGGACAGGAGGAAGCCAUGCUCUGAUUGGCUUACAGAUGGUCAUAUGUUUGGGUUGUCAUGUGUGGAGGAAAACUUCUCAGAGCAGAACUCGGAGCAGAUUGCACACACGCGCCGUCUGUUAGCACACAGUCGUACCAUCGCCACGGUGACUGCGGCUAUUGGGCUCAAGCUUCGCCUCUUGCAGUCCGGAUCAGAAGCGGAACUACGGUUCUGGAGGUUGCCAUGGAGACGCGAGGAGGGGGAGGAACCCAAAGUUGUGUGCUAUGUGAGCAGUGAACACUGCUAUCAGAAGCCUGCCCUAACUCGGGCAAGUCCAGAUGAAUUCAAAGUGGAAUUGGACCAGGACCAUAGACCAGCCCGACCCUCAGAGACCUGCAGGAGUCCAGAGCUCAACCUUUUAGACCACAUUGAGAGUCUUCAACAGGAAAUCUGCCACCGCCUGGAGCGGAUGGAGACUGAGCUGGACGGCCUGGAGUCCUGGAUGGACGAGCUGGAAUCAGCUGACCCUUUGCCCCGCCUCCCAGAGCUGAAACAACGAAUCAGGCGGCUUAUGCGCGACCUGAGCACUGUGCGGCAGCUGUCUGUUUGCUCCUGACCAAUUAGAAAGCGGCAGAGUGAUGUGACCAGGACCAUCUAAGUAUUUUAUGAUUAAUUGUUUUGUUUAAUACCAUUUCAUGUUUAGUUUGCCACUUUUGGUUUGGCUUUUAUUUAAAAAAAAAAAAAAAAAGUAUAAAUGUUGUUAUUAUGAACAGUCUGAGCACUGGUUAAGGAAUUUUGUUUCUCUUGGUCAAACUUAGUUCUGAACUUUUUACAUCACAGCUCUCAUUUCUCUGAAACUCUUGGACAGUACAACCAAUUGUGUAACCUCCUGGAUUGAAGCAACAAUUAGAUAAACAUGAAAUUGCCCAUUUGCAGAUACAUAAUUAGCACCUUAUACAAAAAUAUUGCAUCUCUGCAUAUUUAAUUGACACUAUGGACUGUGAUAAGAACAGACAUAACACAGUCAAAUCAGAAAUCCAAAUCCAGAGUUGGUACUUGUCUACAUGUAUAAAGUGUAAAAAUAAGUUUACUAAAUGUAAAUGUGUAAAACUGUUGUGAAUAAAGCCGUU
Periophthalmus magnuspinnatus is the source of this 2911-nucleotide messenger RNA. Its product is annotated as PHD finger protein 20-like protein 1. The record is from RefSeq and is a predicted model, not a curated record. The transcript has 16 exons. NCBI's taxonomy places the organism in Eukaryota, Metazoa, Chordata, Actinopteri, Gobiiformes, Gobiidae. Bases 58 to 2397 code for a protein of 779 amino acids. Gene Ontology annotation, cellular component: NSL complex; MLL1 complex. Gene Ontology annotation, biological process: regulation of transcription by RNA polymerase II.